GACCUGACCAGUGCCAAACCGACCUAGCGCGGACUGUGACCUGAGACUCAGACCUCAGUCGUGUGGGGCAGACAGGGAGAGGCAGAGGUUCACCGUCGCCAACUGUGAGCGCUGUUGUGCGUGUCUCCUGCGUUCGUUUCGCCGCCCUUGCGCUUCCGAUAACGUGUGCCUUCGCCGGUCUCUCCGCCUCGGCUCCUUGAUCUGCAGCUCCUCGCUCGACGCGGCGGUGCCCCCAGUGCCACCAUCGCGGCCCUCGGCGUCAAGAGCCUGGCGGGCGCGGCCGAGUUCGGCGACCUGGCGCUCCUGGCCAACGCGGUUGCCAUGAAGGGCGAGGAGGACGGCGGCGUGGCGGCCAUGGCGCCCCUCGUUCCGCCCGAGGAGGCUCCGGCGCCGCCCAUCACGGAGGUGCCGAGCGAGGUCCCUCCGGCGGCCGCGGCCACCAACGGCACGGCCGACAAGAGCAGCGGCGGCGGCAAGCGCGGCGGCGCGCGGCGGCAGGAGAAGCCGCCCUACUCCUACAUCGCCCUCAUCGUCAUGGCCAUCCAGAGCUCGCCGCAGCGCCGCCUCACGCUCUCCGAGAUCUACCAGUUCCUGCAGCAGCGCUUUGCCUUCUUCCGCGGCUCGUACACCGGCUGGAAGAACUCGGUGCGCCACAACCUGUCGCUCAACGAGUGCUUCAUCAAGCUGCCCAAGUCCAUGGGGCGGCCGGGCAAGGGCCACUACUGGGCCAUCGACCCGACGGCGGAGCUCAUGUUCGAGGAGGGCUCCUUCCGGCGGCGCCCGCGCGGCUUCCGGCGGAAGGUGCAGGCCAUGAAGCCGUACCCGCUCUACCAGAGCACCGCGCCCUCCCUGCCCCCGCCCUACGACGUCUGCAGCUCCCAGCUGCCGCCCGCCACCCAGUACGCCCAAUACUCGUCCUACCAAGAGUACCCCGCCUACCCGCAGCCGCCCACGUCCUACGGAAGCAAUAUGUACGCGGCCUCCUGCUCGCUCACCUACAGCGGGGGCGGCGCCGUGGGCGAGUACCAGCCCGCGUCCCCCGGGGUUUAUACGAGCAUGACACCCGCCGCCCCUCUCCCGCCCAUGGGCGCCCUCCCUGAUCGAGAUAUGUGGUCAGCCCUCACGCCCAACACGACGCCCACCCUCACGCCCACAACUGGUUACGUGAAGCAGAGCAACAGCCCCACAGGUGUUCUAGGUUAUGAAAAUCUAGCCGAGCAGCUUAGAAGUGUUCAGAUCCGUUCUCCCGGUCCCCUGACACCACCGGGGAGUGAGGGCCUGAGCGGGUAUCUGGGCGUAGGGCAGGACCACGCCUCGCUCCACACGCCCGCGGUCACCAAUACCGCCCACACCGCCUACCAGACCUCCCAUCACCACCAUCAUCACCAUCACCAUGACCUGGCUGCCCUGCAUGAUGGCUACUUAGGCCCAUCAGUCAGCGAGACACCGCAGCGCUGGGUGGUCGGCGCUCGGACAGCCUUCAGCCAAGUCAAAGCAGAGCAGCGCGAGGCACAGACGCCGCAGGCCAGGCUCGAGAAUGGUAUGCGAGGAAUGACACAGCAACAGCAAUCACUGCAGCAUCCACAACAGCAGCAACAACAACAGCAACCACAGCAACAGCAACAACAGACGCACCAGAUGACGUCAUCGGUCGUGGCUCCGACAUACGAGAAGCGCUUGUGGACUCCGCCCUCUUCCAUGCCAGGGGGCGGAGCUAUCACGCCCACGCAGUCGACGAUUGGUGCGAGUUUGUGCCCGUCGCCCAAUCACCUUCUGCCGCACCACCAAGCCGCGGCCACUCCUACCCCGGCUCCGCCCAAUUAUUACGAUUCUAUCAAAUACACAAUGUAACCGAUUACGACGAAGCGUUUAGACGAACCUUUAUAUAAUAUAUUAUAUUUUAUAUUUGCAAUGUUUGCAAGUUUGUUAGCAUGUAAACAGAUCAGUGUACAUAAGAUAUUUUGCUUAUUAACCUGUAACUCGUUUGUAUUCUGUUGUCAUUACUGAGGGUGAUUUACUAUUUCAAGACUAAAUUGUAGAAGUUAAGAACUUAUAGUACA
Molecule: messenger RNA, 2060 nt
Organism: Penaeus indicus
Lineage: Eukaryota; Metazoa; Arthropoda; Malacostraca; Decapoda; Penaeidae
Product: forkhead box protein F1-like
Exons: 5
Coding region: 322-1851 (509 amino acids)
Biological process (GO): animal organ morphogenesis; regulation of transcription by RNA polymerase II
Cellular component (GO): nucleus
Molecular function (GO): DNA-binding transcription factor activity, RNA polymerase II-specific; RNA polymerase II cis-regulatory region sequence-specific DNA binding
Source: RefSeq, a predicted model, not a curated record